Canis lupus familiaris (dog) is the source of this 4307-nucleotide messenger RNA. RefSeq names its product leucine rich pentatricopeptide repeat containing (gene LRPPRC). Gene Ontology annotation, molecular function: protein binding. The record is from RefSeq and is a predicted model, not a curated record. The coding region runs from base 25 to 4206 and encodes 1393 amino acids. NCBI's taxonomy places the organism in Eukaryota, Metazoa, Chordata, Mammalia, Carnivora, Canidae. The transcript is spliced from 38 exons.
UCCUGCGGUGGGGACGGCCGAGCCAUGGCAGCCCUCCUGAGACCCGCUCGCUGGCUCCUGCGAGCCCGGGCGGCCCCGCGCCUCCCGCUUUCCCUGCGCCUCCUCGCAAGCGGCCCGAGGCGGCCAUACGCCGCCCCCUGUGUGCCCGCGGCCCGCGCAGGGCCGGUCGCCGGAGGGCUACUGAGCCAAGCCAGGCCAUACGCCAUUGCUGUUGAGAAAAAUAAUUUUCUUCAAGAGGAGCCCACUUCUCAUAGAAGGAACACCAGUCAAUUUGACUGGGCUCUAAUGAGAUUGGAUAAUUCUGUCCGAAGAACUGGCCGCAUCCCAAAGACUCUUCUACAAAAAGUCUUUGACAAUACCUGUCACUCAGGUAGCCCAGGUGGCAAUCAAGCCUUGCUUCUCCUGCGCAGCUGUGGUUCUCUCCUGCCUGAACUACAGCUUUCAGAGAGAACAGAAUUUGCUCAUAGGAUAUGGGACAAACUUCAGAAAUUGGGUACUGUGUAUGAUGUAAGUCACUACAAUGCUUUACUUAAAGUCUAUCUUCAAAAUGAAUAUAAAUUUUCACCAACUGACUUCUUGGCAAAAAUGGAGGAAGCAAACAUUCAACCAAAUCGAGUGACAUACCAGAGGUUGAUUGCUGCUUAUUGUAACGCAGGAGAUAUUGAAGGUGCCAGCAAGAUUCUUGGAUUUAUGAAAACUAAGGAUCUGCCAGUCACGGAGGCAGUUUUCAGUGCUCUUGUUACAGGGCAUGCGAGAGCAGGAGAUAUAGAGAAUGCAGAAAAUAUUCUCACAGUGAUGAAAGAGGCUGGAAUUGAGCCUGGUCCAGACACAUACCUAGCAUUAUUGAAUGCAUAUGCUGAAAAAGGUGACAUUGACCAUGUUAAGCAGACUCUGGAGAAGGUGGAGAAGUCUGAUCUUUACCUUAUGGACCGUGAUUUAUUGCAGAUUAUUUUUAGUUUCAGUAAAGCUGGGUAUUCUCAAUAUGUCCCAGAAAUUUUGGAAAAAAUUACAUACGAAAGAAGAUAUAUUCCAGAUGCGAUGAAUCUCAUUUUGCUUUUAGUCACUGAAAAAUUGGAAGAUACCGCAUUUCAAAUCUUAUUAGCGUGUGCUGCAUCAAGGGAGGACCAUCUGAGUGACUUUGGCAGUUUCUUUUUACGACACUGUGUGACCAUGAAUACGCCUGCAGAGAAGCUGAAAGACUACUGCAAGAAGUUAAAGGAGUCCCAGAUGCACACAUCUCCUUUGCAGAUCACACUCCAGUGCGCUUUAGUGGCCAAUAAGACUGAUUUGGCAAAAGCUCUGAUGAAGGCUCUGAAGGAAGAAGGUUUUCCUGUCAGAACUCAUUAUUUCUGGCCAUUGCUGGCUGGACAUCAGAAGGAGAAAAAUGUUCAAGGUAUAAUUGAAGUUCUCAAAGCAAUGCAUGACAUAGGAGUAAGUCCUGAUCAGGAGACAUACAUAAAUUACGUGUUUCCAUCCUUCAAUAAUGCGAAGUCAGCUCGUGCUGUUUUGCAGGAAAAUGGAUGUCUGCCUGAAAGUACUGUGUUUUCACAAGCUGAAUUGAGAAGUGAAGCAGUUAACGGGAACUUAGCCUAUAUUUUAUCAUUUUUGGAAUCAAAUACAUUGCCUAUCUCAUCCUCUUCUUUAAGAGGCAGUCUAAGUCUAGGCUUUAGGAGGUGUAUGGAUGUAAAUCUUUGGAGCAAGAUAACAGAACUGUUGUAUAAGGAUGGACGUUAUUGCCAAGAGCCUCCAGGACCAACGGAAGCUGUUGGCUAUUUUCUUUAUAACUUGAUUGACAGCAUGAGUGACUCAGAGGUACAGGCCAAGGAGGAGCGUUUGAGACAAUACUUCCAUCAGCUGAAGGAGAUGAAUGUAAAAAUUACUGAAAAUCUCUACAGAGGCAUUCGUAAUCUACUGGAUAGCUACCACGUUCCUGAAUUGAUUAAGGAUGUUAAUAUAUUGGUUGAUAGAGAGAAGAUUGACUCUCGAAAAACUAUGCAGCUGCCAUCAUCUGUUUUGGAGACUACACUUGAAAAACUAAAAGCUGAAAAUCAACCUAUAGGAGAUGUUCUAAGGCAACUCAUACUAGCGCUUUGUUCAGAAGAGAACAUGGAAAAAGCUCUUCAAUUGAAAGCAAAAUAUGAAUCAGACAUGGUUGUUGGUGGCUAUGCUGCUUUAAUAAAUUUGUGCUGUCGACAUGAUAAUGCAGAAGAUGCAUUGAACCUGAAACAAGAAUUUGACCGUCUAGAUUCAUCUGCUGUCCUUGACACCAGCAAGUAUGUAGGCCUUGUAAAAGUAUUGGGAAAACAUGGCAAGCUCCAAGAUGCUAUUAACAUUCUAAAGGAGAUGAAAGAGAAGGAUGUUCUUAUCAAAGAUGCAACACUCUUGUCCUUUUUCCACAUCCUAAAUGGCGCAGCUUUAAGAGGUGAAACUGAAACAGUGAAACAGUUGCAUGAAGCCAUCAUGACUCUAGGGUUAGCGAAACCAUCUACUGCCUUAAGUUCCCCAUUGGUCACACUCUAUCUGGAAAAGGAUGACAUAGGUGCUGCUCUUGACAUCACCAUCGACUGCUAUGAAAAGUAUAAAGUAUUACCAAGGAUUCAUGAUAUCUUAUGUAAACUGAUAGAGAAAGGCGAGACGGAUCUAAUUCAGAAAGCAAUGAACUUUGUGAGCCAAGAACAAGGUGAAAUGACAAUGCUGUAUGAUCUCUUCUUUGCCUUCCUACAAACAGGAAAUUACAAAGAGGCCAAGAAGAUCAUUGAGACUCCAGGCAUUAGAGCUCGAUCUACAAGACUCCAGUGGUUUUGUGAUAAAUGUAUUUCAACUAAUCAGGUUGAAGUUCUAGAAAAAUUAGUGGAGCUGACACAGAAGCUGUUUGAGUGUGAUAGAGACCAGCUGUACUACAGUCUGCUAAAACUGUAUAAAAUAAAUGGUGACUGGCAAAGAGCUGAUGGUGUGUGGAAUAAAAUGCAAGAAGAAAAUAUUAUUCCACGUGCAAAGACAUUAAGAUUAUUAGCAGAAAUCCUUCGAAACAGUAAUCAGGAGGUUCCAUUUGAUGUACCUGAGUUGUGGUAUGAGGAUGAAAAGCACUCCGUGAAUUCUUCACCCUCACAUGCAGAAAUUAAUAUCCAGAAAGAUCUAUUGAAGGCCUGCAGACAAAAGAAAAGCAAAGAUGCACAUACUAUUUUCCUGAAAGCACAAAAGCAAAACAUUGUGUUGGACAGUGAAACUUACAGCAGUCUUAUAAAAUUACUGUUGGAGAAGGAUAGUUUGGUAGAAGCAGUGCAAGUGAAAGAAUUCGCUGAGACCCACAUCAAGGGCUUCACACUGAACGAUGCUGCCAACAGCCUCCUCAUCAUAACGCAAGUUAGGCGGGAUUAUUUGAAAGAGGCCCUAACAACACUAAAAAUGGCCUUGGAUCUGAAGCAGAUACCUUCUAGGGUAGCAGUGACCCGCCUUAUUCAGGCAUGUGCCAUGAAGGGUGAUGUAGAAAGCAUACAGGAGAUUCAGAAGAUGGUAAAUGGACUUGAACAUUCAAUUGGACUUUCAAAUAUGGUUUUCAUCAAUAACAUUGCUUUGGCACAAAUAAAGAACAAUAACAUAGAUGUUGCAGUAGAAAACAUUGAAAAUAUGCUAACUUCAGGGAGUCAAACCAUGGAACCCCAAUACUUUGGCUUGUCAUACUUAUUCAGAAAAAUAAUAGAGGAACAGAUGGAACCAGCAUUUGAAAAGAUAAGCAUCAUGGCAGAGAGACUGGCCAAUCAGUUUGCAGUUUACAAACCUGUCACUGAUCUUUUCCUUCAGCUUCUGGAUUCAGGCAAGGUGGAUGAUGCCAGAGCUCUCUUACAGAGAUGUGGUGCGAUUGCUGAACAAACUUCAAUCUUCUUGGUGUUCUGUAUCAGGAACUCUCAGAGACCAGGAAAGGCAUCCACUCUGAAGUCUUUGUUAGAAUUGAUUCCUGAAUUAGUUGAAAAGGAAGAAGUAUACACUUCUGCCAUGAAAAGCUGUGUCUUAGACAAGGAUGCUGUAUCUGCUAAAGUGCUAUAUGAAAAUCUGAUUGCAAGGAAUAUAAAAUUGAAUGAUCUGUUACUAAAGCGUUAUGCAGUUUUGCUGAAGAAUGCUGGAGAGCCUGUCCCCUUCACCGAACCCCCUGAAACCUUCAAAUUUUAUAGAAAGCAGCUAAGGGAUUCAAGGGAAGACCCUUUGUGAAACAAGUAGGCAGUACUUUAUUUCCUGUGUAUUUGUGACUCAGUGUCUAAAAUGUUAUUUUUUAAGUAUAUUUGAGAGGACAAUAAAUAACUGAAAAGUUA